Messenger RNA from Truncatella angustata, 582 nucleotides. RefSeq lists its product as uncharacterized. Bases 96 to 485 code for a protein of 129 amino acids. The record is from RefSeq and is a predicted model, not a curated record. Lineage: Eukaryota; Fungi; Ascomycota; Sordariomycetes; Amphisphaeriales; Sporocadaceae. The transcript has a single exon.
GAAGACUCGGCGGCAUGCCCAGCGCGUCUAUAUGGAAAUGAUGCAAGUAUUUUGAGUUGUACACUAGAUGGUUCCGUUACGAUACCAAAGACAUCAUGAUUCACAACUCUUGGUCCAGCCAGAAAUUGCAUAAAGGUCUCACUGCUGAUAUCUUUUUUUAUUAUAUUCUUUUUUACUUUUUUCUUUUUACUCUUCCAUGGCUCAAAAGUGCACCAGUCGAAAAUGCCGAUGUAUCAACAGACAAUGUGAAACAAGGGAAGCUUGCUACUGGCCUAUGUCACAUCUAUUCCGUUUCGUUGCUUGAAUAUACAAGUCUGGCAAUACUUGGACAUAGAUCUUUAUUGGGGCUGGACAUGGGUCUGGUACCCAAGAUCAUUGUUUGUUAUUCAGCCUUGUAUGUACUCUUGCACUAUACGCGGUGGUGCAGUGCCUUGGAGUUUGUUGUCUGGGCAUUGUGCGCUUCGUGGGGGCUAAAAUUGCAGUGAAAUUUGGGGAUUCUGCCAAGUGGCUGGCAGGUUGCAGGAGUGACGAUCGAGCGGAUAGAAGUUCACAUACGAGAGAUAUUAUUGGUCUAUCUUUUUG